AUGAACAGAGGAGGUGGAGGCGGUGGGCGCAAAGUCCUUCUGCCACCGAUUAAUUUCAUCUUCAAACUCCUCCAGCAACAUUCAACGGUUCAGAUAUGGCUCUACGAGCAGCUAGCGAUACGAAUUGAGGGCAGAAUUAGGGGCUUUGACGAAUUCAUGAACCUGGUCAUCGACGACGCCGUGGAGGUGAAGCAAGCUACAAAGACAACUGAGGAGAGCCGGAGGUCACUAGGCCAGAUUCUCUUGAAGGGGGAUAAUGUGUCGUUGAUUCAGAGUCUGAAUGGAUAG
Molecule: messenger RNA, 288 nt
Organism: Hyaloscypha bicolor E
Lineage: Eukaryota; Fungi; Ascomycota; Leotiomycetes; Helotiales; Hyaloscyphaceae
Product: putative small nuclear ribonucleo protein SmE
Exons: 3
Coding region: 1-288 (95 amino acids)
Biological process (GO): spliceosomal snRNP assembly; mRNA splicing, via spliceosome
Cellular component (GO): U1 snRNP; U2 snRNP; U4 snRNP
Molecular function (GO): RNA binding
Source: RefSeq, a predicted model, not a curated record